Messenger RNA from Lucilia cuprina (Australian sheep blowfly), 3005 nucleotides. RefSeq names its product A-kinase anchor protein 1, mitochondrial (gene spoon). NCBI's taxonomy places the organism in Eukaryota, Metazoa, Arthropoda, Insecta, Diptera, Calliphoridae. Gene Ontology annotation, molecular function: RNA binding. The transcript is spliced from 5 exons. Bases 111 to 1979 code for a protein of 622 amino acids. The record is from RefSeq and is a predicted model, not a curated record.
UUACUGAACAUUUCUUAUUUACAAGUAAUCUGCCGUAAUAUAGUCUUAGCAGAACAUGUUAAUAAAUUAUACUUUUAUUGCUGCGGAAAAGUUCAACUGUAUUAAAUAAAAUGAUCUCUAUAACUAAAAAGAUUCUUCAACAUUCAGCGAAAAUGGUAUCUGGUCGCCCUCUCUUGUAUUUGUCACUGCCUGGUGUAGCAUUUAUACUUGGGGUAUUUUGGUUUCGGCGUCGAAAUAAAAAUAGUUUAGAUAAUGAUACGAAAAAGGCAAGUGGCGGCGGCGGCGAGAAGGAACAUCUUUCAGCUAACAAUAAAAAAGAAGUUAAAGAAGACGUAAUCACAAAAACCGUAGCAAAUGGUAGUGUCAAAACAAAUGCUGCUGCUCCUACAAAAACACCAACAAAGUCGAUUAAUAUAAAUGGAACGUUACCCAAUGAUGAUGAAAAUCGUUUAUUUGGCAAAUCGGCACCUAUAAAAAUUGUACAAAAUGGACGUGGACCUACAUCUCCAUCAAAGCAGCCCCAACAGCAAGUAGAUUCGGAAGUUUUGAAAUCCAAGAUACAAGAUGCUGAACACAAGUUGUUGAGAUCCAUUGAUGAAGACUUUGAAAAUCUAUCUUCGCCCGUUGAUUUGCCCGACUCUGUUAAUAACCGUAUGUCAUUCUAUUCCCGUAAUGUUGAUAUUAAAAAGGAUAAGCCAGUAGUUAUAAUGGCCACUACAACUCCUAAAAUAUCACCAGAAAAUUCAUUUUUGGAGAGUAAAUAUACCAAAGAAUGUGAACAAAAUAACAACUUUGAUAAUAGUAAAAUAAAGGAAAAUGGAAAUGAAAACUGUGAAGUCGAAAAAACACCCAAAACAACCACUGUUAAUGUUAAAUCAGAGGAAACAGUCAAGACUGUUAAGGAUAAUGUUGAUGACACCAAAAAGCAACAACUUGUUAAUGACACUCAAAUAGAGACAACAGAUGUUAAUGAAAAACGUAACGUUGAUGCAGCUAGUCCUUCGUUAAGUUUAUGCAGUGUCCAAUCGGGUGAUUCUGGCAAAGGAUCGAGUCUACCACGUUCAGAGGCAGCAAGAGCAAAAACCACCUAUGAAUUUUUCCUACCUAACAGCUUGGUGGGUCAGUUGUAUGGUCGCAAACGCUCUUAUAUUAAUUUCAUUAAAACAAAAACAAAUGCCACAGUUGUAUUACGUCAAAAAGUGUACACUGGCAAAUUGCGUGUUUGUGCUAUUGAAGGUACUGAAAGUGAAAUACAAGCUGCAUUGGCUAUGAUACGCCAGCGUUUGCCGGCCAAGCGUUAUCCAAAUUUAACAAUGCAAAGAAUACAUUUUGCACUUCCACAAUCCGUAGUUCCUUUAUCAACAGAAAGUCUGCUAAAUCUUCAGUUAAAUUUAAUUGAAGGUAUCAAUAAUGAUAUAGUUGUUAGUGCUAUUAUUUCGGGUGGUCACAUAUUCGUACAACAUCCCCUACAUCCAACACAUCCUUCCUUAGCUGUUUUACAAAAAUGUCUUUAUGACUCUUACACCACAUCAGAGGCGCCCAUGCUGCCCGGUAUUGAGUUGAGUGCUGUAUGCGUGAUGCCCGUCAAUGGUGUUUGGUAUCGUGUGCAAAUUGUUGAUCAAGAUCCAGAGGAGUCAGAUAGAUGCAUAGUUAAAUUUUUAGAUUUUGGUGGUUAUAUGAAUGUACAUUUCAAUGAAUUAAGACAAAUACGUUCAGAUUUCAUGAGUGUGCCAUUCCAAGCUACCGAAUGUAUACUCUCGAAUGUUGAGCCAAUAGAUACCUGUUGGUCAGCGGAAUCAGCUGAUAUUUUAUCAAAAUUAACCAAAGGCAUUGUUUUACAAGCACAAGUAGCUGGAUACAAUUCCCAAAAUUUACCAGAAGUCUAUUUGUUUGCUUGUCUAGGCCCUAAUAAUGUUAUAUUUAUUAAUAAGGAACUUGUUGCCAGAAAUCUUGCAAAAUGGGUAGAUAUAAGAGACUGAUUAUUCCCUAUGGAAAUGCCUAUAGAUGAUGAAGAAACAACAGCAGAGGCUGCCGACAGCAAUAAUAACAAUUGCCAUAUUAGCAGUCAAUCUUAAACAAAUAGUAGCAACCUUAACUAAAUAAGUUCUCAAAGUAAUAUAUAACAUAUACACAAAGAAACAGAAAUUUUAACAAAUUUCUCCUACAUCAUUGCCGCCUUACUCUUAACAACCUCUUUUCAUUCCUUUCCUUUCCCUUCCUCACCUAUGUUUUCCUUUGAAUCCUAAAGUAUCAACUCACUGUUAAAACUUAAGAAACUCAAAAACUUAAAAUAACUUUUACACAAAACAAGAAACAAAAUGCAAAUGAACAAUUAUUUAAACAAUGCACUCAAGAAUUGUGAAAGCCAUAUAGAUGAAAAACAAACAGAUCAAGCAACAAAAGAAAAAGAAAAACAAAAAAAAAAAAACUUAGUGAAUGUGAAUGUGAGAAAAGAAAGUUGUCAGUAAUAUGUUUUCACAGAACAAUAUUGAUGAGAGCACAGGCGCAAAAAAAUCGUAAUAAAAAAUAGAACAAUGAAUUAAAAAAUUUGCUUUUAGAAAGCAAAUUAAUUGUUAUACAAAAACAAACAAACAAAAAUGUGCUAAAAAAAAUCAGUCAGAUCAAACAGUCAAAUCUUUAAACUUAAAGAAAAAACAAACAAAUAAUAAUAAUAAUAAUAAAGCUUUUAUGUAGGCAUCUUUUUGUAAAUAUAUAUAAACUUAGGUCUAGGAUUUAAACAAAAAAUGAAAAAAAAAAUGAAGAAAAACUUAAAUUAAAGAAAAUUAAACAUUACACAAAGAUUAUCAUUUCAACUUAACUCAUACAUCAGUACUCAAAAACACAUCCUCUUGUAACAACCACCAUCCUCCCCCACUCACUUUUACUUUUCAAAACUGUUUUAUAUCCUUUUUUUAUUUACAUUUAAGUGACAAAAUAAAACAGUCAUUAUUUACAUACGUUUUCUUUCCUUUUGUUUUUAAUUACAUCUCUAAACAAAUAUUUAA